GCCAAGGAUAUGGCCAAAAUGCAGCACCAGCUCAAGCAACUCCUUGCAGAGAACAAGAAGCUCAAGAAGUGCAGCGGCAAGUCCUCGGACAUGGAGAUUGAUGAAGGUGAACAUGGAGACAACGUGGCGGCGUCUUCAUCGGUCGCGCAGCGAACGGAGCUGCAGGCGAAGAUCUCCAAGUACGAGCAGACCAUCAAGAUGUACAAGGACGAUGGCGAGGACGAGCUGGUGCGCGACCUUCAGAAGAAGCUGGAGGCGACCAAGCUGCAGGUCCAGUUGCUGCGCACGCCCGCUAUGGCCCACAAACAGUGCACGCAGAAGCUUCAACGGGUCCAGAAGCAGAUCAGCAGGGCGAAGCAUGACCUGCAGUCCCUGCAGCAGAAGCUGGAGAAGGUUCAGAAGGAGCUGGACGAGAAGAAGGAUUUCCUGGAGAGCAAGAUCGGCGAGGAGCAGGUCCUCUCGGUGCAGCUCGCUGGGCACGCGGCGAAGCUCAGUGGCACGGCAGACGCUGGCAUGGAAGUGCCCCCCGACAGAUUGCGGCUUGACCCCGAGCUUCACCAGCUCAAGUCGGACCCUGACCUGCUGCAGUUCUACACCUCGUUCUCGGCGAACCCCCUGUUCGCCAAGAUGGAGGAGCUGUACAGGCAGAACAUGGCGGCCAAACUUGCUCAG
Prorocentrum cordatum is the source of this 672-nucleotide messenger RNA. The record is from the annotation of a GenBank genome assembly. NCBI's taxonomy places the organism in Eukaryota, Dinophyceae, Prorocentrales, Prorocentraceae.